Didymella exigua CBS 183.55 is the source of this 447-nucleotide messenger RNA. RefSeq names its product UcrQ-domain-containing protein. The coding region runs from base 15 to 329 and encodes 104 amino acids. Lineage: Eukaryota; Fungi; Ascomycota; Dothideomycetes; Pleosporales; Didymellaceae. The record is from RefSeq and is a predicted model, not a curated record. The transcript has 3 exons. Gene Ontology annotation, biological process: mitochondrial electron transport, ubiquinol to cytochrome c.
ACACACAUCUCACAAUGGCUGGCGGCGGCUCCGAUCCCAACGCAAAGGUCAAGGCCACAUGGCACAUUGGCUCCUGGGGCAACCCCUAUGAGGGCGGCGGCCGACCCGGCAAGGGCAUAGUCACGUACUCGCUCAGCCCCAACAGGCAGCGCCCCAUGGCGACGUUCAUCGGCAAGGGUUUCUGGAAUGUCGUGCGCCGCUCGCGGAACCAGGUGCUGUACUUCAUCCCCCCGCUCAUUGCGGGCUACGCCACCAUGGAGUGGGCGAUUGAGAGGAACGAGUACCUCAACUCCAAGCACGGCCGUGCUGAGUUCAGCGACUCGGAGUAGGGGUUCUGAUGAAGAGCGACAUGUAUACGUAGAAGAGUGGAUGUCGGGCGCUGCUUGGCACGAGAAUUCCUGAUUCGGGUCGACGAAUAGAUUGUACAUCAACCUCCUUGCAGUCACA